Molecule: messenger RNA, 1422 nt
Organism: Phialemonium atrogriseum
Lineage: Eukaryota; Fungi; Ascomycota; Sordariomycetes; Cephalothecales; Cephalothecaceae
Exons: 1
Coding region: 269-1396 (375 amino acids)
Cellular component (GO): nucleus
Source: RefSeq, a predicted model, not a curated record
UUCCACAAUGACGAAACCCCUGUCAAUCAAUCCCGGAGCCUUGGUGCCCCACACCGCAGCACAACGCAGCGUACUCCCCAUUCCCUACAGAGUACGGACUAUACCUAGUCACUAUACAGCCCUAUCACGUAGAAGACUAAUCGCCAAGCUAUAAAUCUCGCAUCGAGCCAGACAUUUCGAUUGCAAGAAAGUUUCAUCCCGGGUCGACUCCAAAACGAUAUAUUUCCGACGACUGGCGCCCAACCUUGCAAGACACCCACCCUCCGAGAUGCCACAAGACCCCAACCUCUACGGCCAGCGGCCUCCGAAGCGGCAAAGGAAGGAGAUCGACCUCUCCAGCUCGCUAUCCUUCGCCUCGCAAGCAGCCGCCCUUCUCUCCGCGUCAUCCUCCUCCUCCACCGCCGCGACCACCACAACGACGACCGCCGGCCGCGCGCGCCCCUCCCGCUCGAAGCCGGACGUCUUCGCCGGCGCCAAGGCGAAGCGGAAAGCCGGAGGCUCCUCUGCGGCGGCAAGCACCGCAGCGGAGGGCGCGACAGGCCGGCUGAACCUCCGGGACCCCAUCGGCACCGAGGACGACCAGGCGGAGUCGGCGCGCGCGCGGCGCAAGAUGGAGGAGAAGGCGCGCCUGUACGCGGCCAUGAAGCGCGGCGACUACGUGGCCAAGGAAGGGGAUGCGGCGCCGCUGGUGGACUUUGACCGCAAGUGGGCCGAGGGGCGAGACAAGGCCGGCGGCGAGGGGUACUCGACGUCGGGGUCGGACAACGAGUCGGACGGCGGCGGCGGCGACAACAACGACAACGAGAUCAUCGAGUACGAGGACGAGUUCGGCCGCCUGCGGCGCGGCACGGCGGCCGACAAGCUGCGGCACGAGCGCCUGUUGGCGCGGGGCUCGACGGCGGCCGCGGAGCUGGAGCGCAUGUCGGCGCGGCCGCGGGCGCCCGAGAACAUCAUCCGCGGCGACGCCGUGCAGGUCGACGCGUUCGCGGCCGCCGACGCGGGGCGCAUGGAGGAGAUCGCGGCGCGGCGCGACCGCAGCGCCACGCCGCCCGAGGCGGCGCACUACCGCGCCGACCGUGAGGUCCGCACCAGGGGCGUCGGGUUCUACGCCUUCAGCGCAGACGCCGAGGGCCGGGCUGCAGAGAUGGCCGCGCUGGAGGAGGAGAGGGCUAGGACGGAGGCGCUGCGGAGGGAGAGGGAGGAGAGGCUGGCGGCGAGGAAGAAGGAGGUCGAGGAGCGGAGGAGGGAGAUCGGUGAGAGGAGGGCGAAGAAGAUGGCUGAUAGCUUCUUGGACGGCCUCGGUAAGGACAUAAUAGGGGUGGAGGGGAUGGGUGGUGGCGGUGGCGGUGGCAGCAACAACGCAAAAGCUGAAGACGAGUCAAGUCAUCCGUCAUGAGCAUAUUCUCACGGCCUUGAUUUAGG